UGACGUCAGGGUCUCGGGAACAGGAGCAGCUCCAGGUCAGGAUCUGGAUCUGGUCUGACAGCGGGAUGGCAGGCGAGGCCGACGGGCUGCGGGGACGAUGAACCGAGCAGGGCGCCGCCACACCGGAGAACACCGACAACACCGACAACACGAGCAUGUGAACACGUAUUCAGGACAUUGUGAUUGUUACUAAAGAUGUCUGAUAGUGUCGAUAUUGAAGAGAAACCACCGGCCCCUCCCUUGAGAAUGAACAGUAGUUCCAGAGACUCUUCAUCGUUGAAUCACGCCUCCAAACCGCUUCCAAUGGCUCCAGAAGAGAAGAAUAAGAAAGUCCGCCUGCGCUCCAUCUUCCCUGGAGGAGACAAGACCAACAAGAAGAAGGAGAAGGAGCGUCCUGAGAUCUCCCUGCCUUCAGACUUUGAACACACCAUUCAUGUCGGCUUUGACGCUGUAACGGGAGAAUUCACGGGCAUCCCGGAGCAGUGGGCUCGCCUCCUGCAGACCUCCAACAUCACCAAGCUGGAGCAGAAGAAGAACCCACAGGCUGUCCUCGACGUCUUAAAGUUCUACGACUCCAAAGAGACGGUCAACAACCAGAAGUACAUGAGCUUCACCUCGGGAGAUAAGUCGGCUCACGGAUACAUCGCCGCGAACACUCUGAACCGGCUGCUGUCGUCCGGGCCUCCUGUCAGCCUUAGAACCUGCAGCGCAUUAUUCGACAAGGCCGCUAAAACAUCGUCGACAGAGCCGCCGAUCGCUCCACCUGUGUCCGAGGAGGAGGAUGAGGAGGAAGAGGAAGAGGAGGAGGAGGAGGAAGAGGAGGACGAUGACGACGAGCUGCCGCCGGUCAUCGCGCCUCGGCCCGAACACACCAAAUCUAUCUACACCCGCUCCGUCAUGGACCCGCCAAAGCCCCCCACGCCCGUCAAAGAAGUGCUGACUCCUCCGGAGUCCCAGGUCCAACCGGAGAACACGUCCAACACCAUGUACCGCCACACCGACCGCCAGAGGAAAAAGUCCAAGAUGACGGACGAGGAGAUUCUGGAGAGACUCAGGAGUAUCGUGAGCGUCGGCGAUCCCAAAAAGAAAUACACGCGCUUCGAGAAGAUCGGACAAGGAGCGUCCGGCACCGUGUACACCGCCAUCGACAUCGCAACCGGCCAAGAGGUGGCGAUCAAACAGAUGAAUCUGCAGCAGCAGCCUAAGAAGGAGCUGAUCAUUAACGAGAUCCUCGUCAUGAGGGAAAACAAGAACUCCAACAUCGUUAACUACCUGGACAGUUAUUUGGUUGGAGACGAGCUCUGGGUGGUGAUGGAGUACUUGGCUGGUGGCUCGUUGACGGAUGUCGUGACUGAGACCUGCAUGGACGAAGGCCAGAUCGCUGCCGUCUGCAGAGAGUGUCUUCAGGCUCUGGACUUCCUUCACUCCAACCAGGUGAUCCACAGAGACAUCAAGAGUGACAACAUCCUGCUGGGGAUGGACGGCUCCGUCAAACUCACCGACUUCGGCUUCUGCGCUCAGAUCACUCCCGAGCAGAACAAACGCAGCACAAUGGUGGGCACGCCAUACUGGAUGGCACCGGAGGUCGUGACCCGGAAGGCGUACGGCCCCAAAGUGGACAUCUGGUCUCUGGGCAUCAUGGCGAUAGAGAUGGUGGAGGGAGAACCUCCGUACCUGAACGAGAACCCGCUCAGGGCGCUGUACCUGAUCGCCACCAACGGGACUCCGGAGCUGCAGAACCCGGAGAGGCUGUCGUCCGUGUUCAGAGACUUCCUGAACCGCUGUCUGGAGAUGGACGUGGACCGCAGAGGGUCAGCCAAGGAGCUGCUGCAGCAUUCCUUCCUGAAGCUGGCGAAGCCGCUGUCCAGCCUCACGCCUCUGAUUGUAGCCGCGAAGGAAGCCAUAAAGAACAGCAGCCGCUAGGACCCGAGGCUGCAGCCCUGCCUGUGAUGAGGCCUUCAUGGGGGCAGAGGCUUGGGUGGAGAUGGGUGGUGGGUGAGUGGUGGUGGUGGUGGGGGUUUGUGUGACAGCACAAAGACUGAAGACCCCUCGCCUCACAUGUAGGAUGGACAUCUGGCCUCGCAGCCUCUCGGCUCGCUGCUGAACUGACUCCUCGUUUACUCCAGCACUCUGUACAUGUAGAGCAGUCCAUCACGUGUGUGUGUGCGUGCGUGCGUGUGUGUGCGCAUGUGUGUGUGUGUCUCUUUGUGUCAUACGUCUCGUUUGGCCCCAAACGAAGAAACUGGUGAAAAAAUCUAAAGAAAACUCAGCUCCUCACUCGGCUCCUCACUCGGCUCCUCACUCGGCUCCUCACUCGGCUCCUCAGCUCUGCAGGAGGAGACCCUGACAGAGGUUCCUCCUGGGUCCAGCUCUGGGCUCGGUUCUGGUUCCUCUCAGCUGAUCUGGACCGACGUUUGCCUGCAUGACCUCGACUCUGUGGAGAAACUCUGCGACUCACCUGCAGAUUGGUGGCAUAUUUAUUUGUGUGUGUGUGUGUGUGUGUGUGUGUGUGUGUGUGUGUGGAGCUACAGGGGAAACAGUCACAUGACCUGCGUCGGCCUCAGACGUCGUCAUUGGUCGUCUUUAAAUUGAAUCUUUGACUCAGCUGAUCAAACAUUGAAAUAUUCGUCCGGUCUUCUUGAACUUCCUCUGGUACUGAAACAAAAAGUCCGACAAACAGAAUCAGAAUCUUCACGUCAUGUUUGCUGACGGUCGACCAACAUUUAAAUGAUUUACCUGCAGCCAGUCAGAUCUGAUGCCGCCAUGAUCUCUGUUCCGAGAGUUGACCCGCUCAUCGAUCAUCAAGUUCAGUCUGGACCUGAUGAUCCAUGGAGAUGUUCUGAGGUUCAGAACUGAAGAACUGUCUUGGAUCAGACGUGAAACAUCUUCAUCCAUUUGACCCAGAUUGAACUCAAAGGUCGAUGAACGGGUCGACUCAGAACCUUCAGACUUCCUGCAAACAUCAGAACAACAUCACGUCAUUAAUUGAUGAGUUAAAACAUUUUAUGACUCGAACUGUUCGAAACCUGAAGCUGUCUCAGUUCAGAUCCUUCUGUCAGUACUUUAUGUAGAACUCUGUGUACUCUGUGUCCAGAGUCCAACAGUCACGAUGGACGAGGACGGAGACACAGACACAGUCCAACAAAGUCCAGAACAGAACAUUCAUCUGUUUGCUGACGAUCCUCUUCUUUCCCGUACAGACAUGAUCUUCUUCAUGUAGACAUUUCCCAGUGUGUGUGUGUGUGUGUGUGUGUGUGUGUGUGUGUGUGUGUUAGGGGGCUACCUCAAUCUGCACUAGAAGAUGCCUCCCCUGUCCGGUCCACCUGAACAGGUGCAGGGUAGCUGCUCAGUCACAUGGUACCUCCCUUGUACUGCAGAUGUACAGCAGAUGAAGGAGUGACGUUGGACAGAGGACGGACAGACUUCAUGCAUGUAAACAAACUAUACACUGUAUCUCAUCUCCAAUAGGUUAAGAUUGUUAGGAUAUGUAUGUAUGUAUGUAAAUAUGCCGGGAUCCGCCCUUUUUCAGAAUGAUGUAACUUCAAUGACGAUGAUAUUCAGGUCGUAUGUAUCGAUAAAUGUUUUGCACCCUGGAAGAUGAAGACGAGAAGGAGCACACACUCGGUCUCUGCACUCCGGAUCCAGACCUCCUGUUUCUGGGGACCGUCCUCCACGUGGACUGAACAGCGCUCUGUGUGCGGGCCCACACAGUCUGUCCUCUGCUGAGUGUUGUACAUGUAUGUGCGUGUGCGGUAGGUAGGUAGGUAGGUAGGUGUGGGUGGCCUGACAGGAAGCUCCCGACGGACGGACGGACGGACGGCGGGUGGCCUCCGGGACGUUUGUCCUCCGGGACGUUUGUCCUCCGGCCUGAACUCUGAGCACAAAGGCGACGAGCCGCCGCCGUGCCACCUCUCUGUGGUUGCUCCUGUACAUUCCUCUCUCUGAAUGUGUAAACUGUACACGUGGUGUGAAAUUCCUCUAUUAAUGUGUAUCAAGAGAAUGGAACAAAGACAAAAAAAUGUUACUUUUUAAAUUAUUCUCAUUAUUAUUAUUAUUAUUACUCUUCUUCUUGUCUAGCUUUGUAAACUGCUGAUCCAUCCGGCAUACCUCAGCAGGCCUUUCCCCACCUCUGAAAAGGACCAGAGAGCGACGGGGAAAUGAGGUUUUGGAUAAACUAUUUUUAAUUGUGGUUGAAGCAAUAGACUUUUUGAACUUUGAAUUGUGCAUGGCUGUGUCUUGAGUGUAAAAAAAACAAAAAAAACAACUAAAUAUUACAGUUUGGGAACUGGACUGAAAUAAAAAGAGGAAGAAAACCAGA
Molecule: messenger RNA, 4318 nt
Organism: Larimichthys crocea (large yellow croaker)
Lineage: Eukaryota; Metazoa; Chordata; Actinopteri; Sciaenidae
Product: serine/threonine-protein kinase PAK 3
Exons: 16
Coding region: 196-1923 (575 amino acids)
Biological process (GO): protein phosphorylation
Molecular function (GO): ATP binding; protein serine/threonine kinase activity
Source: RefSeq, a predicted model, not a curated record